Messenger RNA from Bemisia tabaci, 3581 nucleotides. RefSeq names its product RNA polymerase I subunit Rpl135 (gene Polr1B). Gene Ontology annotation, cellular component: nucleus. Lineage: Eukaryota; Metazoa; Arthropoda; Insecta; Hemiptera; Aleyrodidae. Gene Ontology annotation, molecular function: ribonucleoside binding; DNA binding; DNA-directed RNA polymerase activity. The record is from RefSeq and is a predicted model, not a curated record. Gene Ontology annotation, biological process: DNA-templated transcription.
CUCAAAUUCUCAUUGAAUCUGAAUCACUCUUGGUUCCCUUCUCAAUAACUGAAAUCCAAAUUAUGAGGCUCCAUCGUUUCAUGCCAUUAUAUAAUCUGAUGCAUCAAUAAACUCCAAACUGUAACUUCUACUGGGUGUCGUGAAAGCCAAGAUGGUCAGCUCCAAAUCGAAUAUUUUAAACUACUCGCAGGUUCCGACUAAGCAGAACAAGCACCUAAAAGAGUUGGGAGCACCUCAUGUUGAUUCCUUUAACUAUGCUGUCGAUGAAGGUUUACCCGAGGCGCUGAAAAGUCUCAUGCCGAUAACAUUCACCCUAAAAAAUGGGAAGAAGAUUCGGAUUGAAAUUCAGAGAGUGGACAUUCAUAUUCCAACAAAAACUGAUUCAAGUUCAAUGAAAGUCUCCAAGCUUUAUCCUAAAGAAGCCCGUCUGAGAGGAUGCACCUAUGAUGCUCCCUUAGACAUCACCUUUGGUUGGUCAGAAGAUGGAGUUGCUCAGCCACUCAUCAAAAUGGAAGUUGGUAGAGUGCCCAUUAUGCUCAAGUCUCGCAAGUGUAACUUGUCUCAGCUUAAACCAGCUGAAUUAAUUGAAAGGAAUGAACAUGCAUGUGAGUGGGGCGGAUACUUCAUUGUUGGUGGUAAUGAACGUUUAAUACGUAUGCUGAUUCAAACAAGGCGUAAUUAUCCAAUUGCCCUGAAAAGAUCAACAUGGAAAGAUCGAGGCACAUUAUUCUCUGACAUAGGCGUUCAAAUGCGAUGUGUCAAACAGGACCAAACUGCAAAGAACAAUGUUCUUCAUUUUGUCACUGAUGGAACUGCCAAAUUGAUGUUCACUCAUAGAAAAAUGAUUUUCUUUGCACCUGUGAUGCUAAUAAUGAAGGCGCUAUUAGACUGCUCGGAUGAACAUAUUUUUAAUCACAUCAUGUCUGGAUUCCAGGAUAAUCUAUAUUUCAAAAGCUGUGUAUUAAGUAUGAUUCAGUUACUCUACUCAGAGAAAAUCGUUACGCAUAAAGACGCUCAAGAAUACCUUGGUGCCGCAUUCAAAGUAAAAUUCAGCUAUGAUCUGCCUACACUGGAAACUAAUGUUGAUGUCUGUGAUUUUAUAUUAAGAGAGUGUAUUUGUCCUCAUGCAGAAAGUUAUUUUGACAAAUUCCAAUGCCUAGUCUUCAUGCUUCAAAAGCUAUUCAGUGUUGUUCAAAACGACAGUUUGAAGGACUCUGUUGACGGUCCAAUGAUGCAAGAGCUUUUGCUUGGAGGGCAUUUAUAUCUUCAGGCUCUCAAGGAUAAAUUACAAAGUUUGCUGUACAUUAUCAAGGAGAACAUAGUGAAACGAGACAAUCCGAAGUAUAAUCUAAAUCCUCUGGAACUCCGAUCCAGUAUCAGUAAAUGCAAUAAGUAUAUCGAAUUGCGAAUGAAGACGUUGAUAGGAACAGGAAACUUGACGAGUCUAGAUAAUUUAGGACUACAACAAAGUACCGGAUUGUCGGUGAACCCAGAGAACAUUAAUCGAAUGAGGUAUAUGUCUCACUUCAGAGCUGUUCACAGAGGAGCCUACUUUUCAGAAAUGAGAACAACAGAUGUAAGACAGCUAUUACCCGAAGCGUGGGGCUUCAUUUGCCCUGUGCACACUCCUGACGGAGCUCCUUGUGGUUUAUUGAACCAUCUUAGCAAAAGUUGCAAGGUGUCUCCAAUGCCAAAUGAAAGAUUAGUAGAAAAUUUACUGGGGGUGUUGUUAUCCUUAGGAAUGGAAGCUGUAACAUCAACUCCCUUCCGUCGAAAACCAAAAUCACAUUAUUCAGUCCUCCUGGAUGGAAGAGUAGUGGGUUUCCUAGCUGUUGAAAUCAGUAUUGACCUUAUCAAUAAGCUACGAGUGAAAAAAGUUCUGGGUGAAGAAGUGCCACGAACACUAGAGAUUGUCUUAAUCGAGUACAAAGAAAUGAAGGGUGCAUCACAGUUCCCUGGUUUGUUUUUGUUCACAUCACCAGCUCGAAUGAUGAGGCCAGUCAAACAUCUAGCGCUGAACAAGGAGGAGUUGAUUGGCACUUUCGAACAAGUAUACAUGGACAUAGCUAUUUGCCCAGAAGAAAUGUAUCCAGGACGGACAACUCAUAUGGAGUUAUCAAAGACUCAUUUCUUGAGUAACCUAGCCAACCUGAUUCCAAUGCCUGACUGUAACCAAAGUCCACGUAACAUGUACCAGUGCCAAAUGGGAAAACAAACCAUGGGAACUCCAUGUCAUAAUUUUCAUAGACGCGAUAAUACUAAAUUGUACAGACUUCAAACGCCUGGUUCACCAUUUUUCAAGACCUCCUUCUAUGAUGAGUUGCAGAUGGAUGAUUUUCCAAUGGGAACGAAUGCAAUUGUUGCAGUUGUCUCCUACACUGGGUAUGAUAUGGAAGAUGCCAUGGUUCUGAAUAAACAGUCAGUAGAAAGGGGAUUUGCAUACGGGUCUUUACUCAUGUCUGAAGUCAUUGAAUUGAAAAAUGUCUCCUCCGCCUUUGAGCGAGAUCCCAAAAGAGAAAUGCUUGCGGAGUUCCUAGAUAUAGAUGGACUGCCCUAUCCUGGCGCCAGACUUUUGAAAGGCAAUCCUCUGUAUUGCUACUUUGAUGCUAAAACUCAAAAUUAUGCUGUAGGCUAUUUGAAAGCUAAAGACGAAAUUUAUGUUGAAAAUGUCCGAGUAACCAUUGAUACCAACGAACAAGCCAAACAGCUGAAUAUUUUGAAAGCCAGCAUAACAUAUCGAGUCCCAAGAGCUCCGUCUGUUGGUGACAAAUUUGCGAGUCGAGCUGGGCAAAAAGGAAUUUGUAGUUAUCUAUGGGCAUCUGAAGACUUGCCUUUCACGGAAAGUGGUCUAGUCCCAGACAUUGUUUUCAACCCCCACGGUUUUCCCUCUCGUAUGACCAUCGCCAUGAUGAUUGAAAUGAUGGCUGGAAAAUCUGCAGCAUUGCAUGGUAUGAAGUACGAUGCAACACCCUUCAAAUUCAACGAGGAAAAUACGGCAAUUGAUUAUUUUGGGAAGCUGUUGGAAGCAGGUGGUUUCAAUUAUUAUGGCACUGAACGCAUGUACAGUGGGACCAAUGGAAGAGAAAUGAAGGCAUCAAUAUUUUUUGGUAUUGUUCACUACCAGAGACUGAGACACAUGGUUGCUGAUAAAUGGCAGGUAAGAAGCACUGGCCCAAUUGAUAGUUUAACCAGGCAGCCCAUUAAAGGUCGUAAAAAAGGUGGUGGAGUCAGGUUCGGAGAGAUGGAACGUGAUUCUCUCUUAUCUCACGGUGCUGCUUACCUUCUCCAAGACAGACUUUUCUUAAAUUCGGAUAGAACAACAGUUAUUGUUUGCAGUAAAUGUGGCUCACUCAUUGGACCAGUCAUUACAAGGUCAGAAAUAAUCAAAGAUCAUUCCGAGACUCAAAUCAAGUGUAGUUUAUGUAAAGAUUCAAGUCACAUUAGAAAUAUGGAAGUCCCCUAUAUUCUUAAAUAUUUAAUUGCUGAGCUAAGUUCUGUGAAUAUUUAUAUCCACCUAAAGACAAGUGAUGUAUGUAAAGCUGUUUGAAUUUCCCUCAAUGAAAUGAAUUUUUAAUUUCCAC